Molecule: messenger RNA, 585 nt
Organism: Suillus subaureus
Lineage: Eukaryota; Fungi; Basidiomycota; Agaricomycetes; Boletales; Suillaceae
Exons: 5
Coding region: 77-424 (115 amino acids)
Source: RefSeq, a predicted model, not a curated record
UGAUGUUCCGAGCUAACUGCGGGUGUUUGUUCGCUCCGGAGUUUGCAUACUCAUCAACGUGAUAUAUAAUGCUGAUAUGAUAGCGCCCCGAACAAAUAUUAUCCACGGCCUUUCUCUGUUGUAUAGUCUCGUUGAAAUGGAUGCUACCGAAAGACAGCAGUUGUUGGCUGCACGCACGCACUCGUACGUCAUCCUUGUGGCAAACAGUAUUCUGAUGUACGACCAUAUGGCAACCCUCACAGAAGAAAUCAUUUUCAUCUGGCGUCGUCCAAAAGCACUGUCUGCAAUAUCAUUUCUUGUCAAUCGCUAUUUCGCACUGCUCGGCAAUAUCUAUGGCUUAUUCAUUGCCUUCAUGCCCAUUCCAGAUCAGAGGUGUGAACUCCUGACUCUUGAAUAUCUGUCCUUUCGUUCAACAAACGCUUAGCUGUUCGAAAUACAUGCUAUACAGACAGCUGUUCAUUUUGUUUCAACAAUUGAUCGUUUGCGUCAUAUUAAUUAUUCGCACUUAUGCACUCUACAACUGUAGCAAACGCCUGCUUAUCUGGGUUACGUUGAUCUUCAUUGCUCUUGCGGGAGGUUCAUCCG